AUGGCCUCCUCCCUCAUCCUAUCAUUUGUAAUCCUGGCCGUCCUCUUGUGCUCAGCCGGAGGUCAGCUUAACGACGAAGUCCUGGGCCUCAUCGUCUUCAAGUCUGGCCUCCAAGACCCCUCCAACUCCCUCGCCUCCUGGAACGAGGACGACGCCUCCCCCUGCGCCUGGCUUCACGUCCUCUGCAAUCCUACCACCGGCCGCGUCACCUCCCUCUCCCUCGACGGCCUCUCCCUCUCCGGCAGAAUCGGCCGGGGCCUCGACAGGCUGCACGCCCUUAACUCCCUUUCCCUCUCCAACAACGCCCUCACGGGCCCCCUCAGCCCCGACCUGGCCCUCAUCCCCAACCUCCGCCGCCUCAAUCUCAGCCGCAACGCCCUCUCCGGCAAUCUGCCCCUCAAAAUCUCCACCCUUCACUUUCUCGACUUCUCCGAAAACUCCCUCUCGGGCCCCCUCCCUGACGACAUCUUCCGAAACUCCUCCUCUUCCCUCAGGUACCUCUCGUUGGCCGGGAACCGUCUCGAGGGGCCCGUCCCGAGCACCCUCUGGAAAUGCGGCUCCCUCAAUCACCUCAACCUUUCGGGCAAUCGCUUCUCGGGUGUGCCUGCAGGAGCCAUUUGGUCUCUCACGAGGCUCCGCACGUUGGACCUGUCCGCAAACCUGUUCACGGGACCCUUACCGCCUGGUGCUUCGGCAGUUCAUAACCUCAAGGAGCUCGUUCUACUUGGGAAUCAGUUCUCGGGGCCCGUGCCAGCUGACAUUGGCCUCUGCCCACACUUGGCCCGCCUCGACUUGAGCGACAAUCUGUUGGCAGGACCUGUUCCCGAGACCCUGCAGCGGUUGAGUUGGCUCGUUUAUUUGAGCCUGUCCGGAAACUCUCUAGCCGGAGAUUUCCCUUGGUGGAUUGGGAAACUAGGCAGCAGCAUCCAAUACUUGGAUCUGUCUAGGAAUGCUCUCACGGGAACAAUUCCUGCAUCGAUUGGGGAAUUGAAGUCCCUCAAAUUUCUGAGCUUGUCUGACAAUAUGUUGAGCGGGACCAUUCCUGGGUCGUUGAGCGAGUGCUAUAGCUUAUCUGUGAUUCGGUUGAGCAGGAAUAGCCUCAACGGGAGCAUACCGGACGGCUUGUUCGACAUGAAGCUGGACGAAAUCGAUCUCUCUAGAAACAACCUGACUGGGCUGAUUGUUCCCCCGGCUUCCAAUGGUAAAGCUUUCGAGACACUCCAGAUAUUGGAUCUGUCGAGGAACAAUCUGCAGGGACCACUCCACUUUCCAGCAGAAUCGAGAGUGAGGUACCUGAAUCUGUCGUGGAACCAUCUGGCGACCAGUAUGCCGCAGGAGUUCGGUCGCUUUCGAAAUCUCGCCGUCUUAGAUAUGAGAAACAACGAGUUGACAGGAUCGAUACCGGGCGACAUUUGCGAGUCUGCCGGCAGCUUGGCAAUCCUUCAGCUUGAUGGGAACUUGUUGACGGGUCCCAUCCCUCGUGAAAUUGGAAACUGUUUGUCUCUCUACUUGCUGAGCUUGUCCCACAACAACCUGAGCGGACCCAUUCCUGAAUCCAUGUCCUCACUGACAAAUCUCAAGAUUCUGAAGCUUGAGGUGAACCAACUGACAGGGGAAAUGCCCCGGGAACUCGGCCAACUCCAGAAUCUUGUAAUCGCGAAUCUCUCCCACAAUAGGCUGGUCGGCCGACUGCCCCCCGGUAGCAUAUUCCCGACCCUGGACUCGAGUGCAAUCGAGGGAAAUUUAGGGCUCUGCUCCCCUAUCCUCAAGGGACCCUGCAUGCUCGAUGUUCCCAAGCCUCUUGUUCUCGACCCCUACGCCCACGGCAACCGAAACCCCUCAUCAGGAAUAAACCCCAACGACGUCAUGUCCCGCCACCGCAGGUUCCUCAGUGUCUCGGCCAUAGUCGCCAUGUCAGCUGCCGCCGUCAUAGCCGUAGGCGUUUUGGUCAUAACUUUGCUCAAUGCCUCUGCUCGUAGAAGGAUCGCAUUUAUAGAAAAUGCCCUGGAAAGCAUGUAUUCGACCUCGUCAUCCAACAUCUCUGCCGGUGCCGGAAAACUCAUUCUCUUUGACUCCAAGUCGUCCGCUGACUGGUUCGGCAGCGGUCUCGACUCCGUCCUCUGCAAAGCGGCCGUGAUCGGGGAAGGAGCACUGGGGACCGUCUACCGGGCCCCAUCCCCAGGGCUGGUGAUAAAAAAACUCCUAAUUACCUCUGUUGUGUGCCCCGAGGAGUUUGAUCGAGAGAUCCGCAUCCUGGGGAAAGCGCGCCACCCGAAUCUGAACCCGCUCAGAGGAUACUACUGGACACCUCAGCUUCAGCUUCUGGUCUCGGAUCGUGCAGCCGGGGGCAGCCUGCAGUGGAGGCUGCACGAGCACCCAGAGGCCCUGACAUGGGCCGAGCGGCUGGGGAUCGUGGUGGGUACGGCCAGGGGCCUGGCCCACCUGCACCACGCGUUCCGGCCACCGAUUGUGCAUCACGGGGUGAGGCCAGCGAACGUGCUCCUGGAUGAGGAUAAGAUACCGAGGCUAUCGGACUUCGGGCUAGCUAGACUGGUGGGCGGGCCCAGGGGAGUGGUGGAGGGGUACACGGCCCCGGAGGUGGGGUGCGGGAGCCUGAGGGUGAAUGAGAAGUGCGACGUGUACGGGUUUGGGGUGGUGGUGCUGGAGGUGGUGACGGGUAGGAGAGCGGUGGAGUACUAUGAGGAGGAGAGGGUUGUGGUGCUGACGGAGCAGGUGAAGGGAAUGGUGGAGAGGGGGAAUGUGCUCGACUGCGUGGACAAGAGGAUGGGACUUUGUUACCAGGAGGAAGAGGAGGUGCUACCGCUGCUCAAGCUGGCCCUCGUGUGCACGUCUCACCUGCCGUCCAGCAGGCCAUCCAUGGCCGAGGUGGUGCAGAUACUAGAGGUUAUCACAACGCCUCUGCCCGCCACAACACAACCUUACUGA
Striga hermonthica is the source of this 2946-nucleotide messenger RNA. The record is from the annotation of a GenBank genome assembly. NCBI's taxonomy places the organism in Eukaryota, Viridiplantae, Streptophyta, Magnoliopsida, Lamiales, Orobanchaceae.